This is a messenger RNA of Lates calcarifer (barramundi perch), 9028 nucleotides long. It is a transcript of the gene shroom4, whose product is annotated as shroom family member 4. Gene Ontology annotation, molecular function: actin filament binding. The record is from RefSeq and is a predicted model, not a curated record. Gene Ontology annotation, biological process: actin filament organization. Gene Ontology annotation, cellular component: apical junction complex; adherens junction; cortical actin cytoskeleton. Lineage: Eukaryota; Metazoa; Chordata; Actinopteri; Centropomidae.
UAGCAACAGGAACACCGGAAACACCUUAUUUAGGAGUCAAAACAAAAGCGUUAAACUUUCUUUUUUGAGCGGAAUAAACGGGUCAUUAGCUUAAGAUACGACACAAAACAACAAGUGGGAGAAUAUGAUAAAAUAAACAGCGAAAUUAACGCCGUAAAACAUGCUAACGUCCACUUUUCGGUAACGGUAAAAUAUCUUGACCGGAAGUUGCAACGGACAAGUUAGCCGUAACUUUUCCGAGCUUCAUGCAGGCUAAAAACUUUCUGCCCUCCCCCCUCUUCCACUCACUCCCUCCGUCCUUCCACACUUCCAUCCAUCCGUUCGUUGUUGUCGCUACAGCGGUGAUGGAGAAGCCGAGGGACCGCUACCGGCGCCGCUAAGCUAGCUAGGACUCAGCCCCGGCUAGUACACCGUGAGCGAGAGAGAAAGAGAAGGACACAGAGAGAAGAAAGUGAGAGAGGUGGGGGAAGAAGAAGACAAAAUAACGGAUAGCGGAGAGGUGGAAGAGGAUGGAAACGGUUGAGCAGCUCGUCUCUUUCCACCACAUUCAGGUCCAGCUGAGCGGGGGCGCGCCUUGGGGGUUCACGCUGAAAGGAGGACUGGAGCACGGCGAGCCGCUCAUCAUCACUAAAAUCGAGGACGGAGGGAAGGCAGCCCAGUGCAAGAAGCUGAAAGUCGGCGACGAGCUCAUCAACAUCAACGGGUCUGCCCUCUACGGCAGCAGGCAGGAGGCCCUCAUCCUCAUCAAGGGAUCGUACCGGAUACUGAAGCUCACAGUCAGGAGGCGAAACGUUCCUCUCAUCAGGCCUCACUCCUGGCACCUGGCAAAGCUAUCGGAGCCGUCCCUCCCUCCCCUUCCUUCGUCUCCCUCUCCACCCCCUCCUCCUCCACCUCCACCCUGCCUCCCCUCCGCUGACUCCCCUCCUCUCCCCCCUCCUCCGCCUCCGUCUGCCAUGCAGCUCCACCCCGGCCCCUACACACUACCCUGGCACACAACUGACAACAGUGACUUGUCCAUGCAGUGGGGUCAGCUGUCCAGACCUUACUCCUCCACCGACCGAAGCAGUUCCCUGGGCUCCAUGGAGAGCUUGGACACGCCGACGCCCACCACACAGCCAUACUCCGACUCCCAUAACUCACCCGUGGACCCCACCCUCUUCAACAACAAGAGAGACUCUGCCUACAGCUCCUUCUCCGCCAGCUCGAACACAUCUGACUACGCGACCGUGCCGCUGAGGCCCGGUGAAGCCUGCUCCAUGGAUAAUCUCCUCCAGAGCCUGGGGCCGGCUUGUCGAGGCUACCCUGGCGGCAAUACCUCGACCCUGGGGAGUUCAUCCGGCGAGGCCCCGGAUGAGGCACAGCUGAUUGCACUCAAAUCCAGGUCGCUGACCAGGCCGAGACCGAGGCCUGUCGAGGUGAAAGAGAGGCCUUCGUCCUGCUGUUAUGAGGAGGAACGGAGGGGAGGAGACUUUGAGAUUAUAAGAAAUGGAGAAGGAGGUUCAGAGAGAAAGAUGAACCCUCCUCAGCCUCCAACCAGGAAGGACAGUUUUAGGGCAACACGGAGUCGCCCUAAUGUCGCCAACAAACGUUGUGCUUCUGCACCUAUUGAAAUUUCCAGUGUUCCUUCGUACUAUGAUGAAAACAAGUCCUCUUUGAACGUUGAAUCAGGAAUUCACAAUGGCUUCUCUGCACCAGAGGAAAGUGACAAAACUGUGAAUUUCAACGAGGAUACCACAGACUCGCAUUAUAUCCAAAGACAAACUAAAGACAUUAGACAUAUCAGAUGUGACACGAGUGCUCAUAAAGACUUCAAUCUAGAGACCAACUCAGAUCACCUUUCUGACCAAGUGACACCCUCCCUAGUCCCAAUCACCUCCUCUCCUUCUGGCACCUUAGCUUCAGAAUCCUCUAUGGAGGUUCAAGGGCAGUCUCAUAUCACACACUCGCAGACCAAGCACUCCUCUACCAAUCUGCACCGGCACAGUGCUCCCGAGAAGCUCCUCGCUACACAACUUCAGCUACUGCAGUUCGACAGUGAUAGCUCUUCACUAGAGCCGUACAAUCCAUCAAACCCUUCUGAUCCCUCCUUGUCCUCUUGUAGCAGCCAGUGGUCCCAUUCCUCACUCCAGCCCUCGAAGGAAGACCAAGAAGCCUCUCAGAACCAUCUCCAUGCCCCAUCCAACAAGUGGGGAGGCAGCCGAUGUUCAACCCCAGGAUCUGUGUUCUUGGAUGGGGAUGGUGAUGAUGGCCAUUCAAGUGAGAGGCUGGAGGAGAUGGGUGUAAAUGGCGGGUCCCUUUCCCCAGUUCAGCAUCAUCACCCUUGGGGCCGCUCUGUGAGCGUACCAGGGGACCCCAGUGGAUUGUCAACCCAGGGAAGGUUGAGCUCCGACCAGUUACUGGAGACUGAUUUUGAGCCCAUUAGUGCUGCUGCCAGUAUGGAUACCUUACUGGAGGAGCAGAGAGCAGUGGACAAAGGAAGAAGUGGAGGGAAAAAAGAGGUGGAUGUAGAAGGAGAGGCAGCUACGAAGAAAUCAAACUCGUCGAGGAACCAUCGACGGAACCGUCGCCGCAGCGAGCGAUUUGCUACCAACCUCCGGAAUGAGAUCCAGAGGAAAAAGGCCCAGCUUCAGAGGAGCCGUGGCCCAGGGGGGUUGCUCUGUAGUGGGGAGACUGUCCAGGAGGAGGAGGGUUCAGACCUCCAUGAAGAGGAGGCAGACCCAGAUGUGCCUGCCCAGGAAAGAAGCACCAAAGUUGCAUUUGCCCCACCUGUAGGUCCCCAAGAUGUCGCAGUCUCACCAGUCGAGAAAUCCUCAAGUGAAUCAAUCAUUGAUGUCUUGCAAACUCAGCCUCAGUCAACAACCUACACUCAAAGCAACAACAUGUCCAGGUCUGUCCAGAUUCUGGAUCCAGGGGUGCCCAGUUUUGGUGUCGGCAUCCGAGUCGUGGAAGAGCCAGCCCCUGCCGGCAAAGCCCGCCGCUGGCGUUGGACACCCGAACACAAACUCCAACCAGAACCAGAACCAGACCGACGGUGUAGAGUCUUGGGUGAGAGGGUAUUAGGGGUAACAGGGUCACAGCAUGGGGUUUGCGCUUUCACCUCCUCCACCUCCUCCUAUGGUCGCUCCUCGUCAUGUUCUCGGAUGGAGGAGUCUGAUAUCCUUCCGUUUGCGGAUAGAAUGAAGUUUUUCGAGGAGACAAGCAAAGGCUUGUCUGGAUCAAAUGUUUCGAGUUUGUCGAGUCGCAGGCAGAAGAAACCCCCCAACUAUCCUGAGCACCAGGGAGGGGAGCCCAGUCUGCAGCCCACCCAAAGGAGAUACUCCUAUCAGGGGGGACUUCAGCAGGAAAGUUCCCUGCUCUCAGACACUAUGGAGGCCAGAAGGCAGUCUGUGAGUACCAGCAGGGAGAGGCAGAAAGAGAAGGAGAGGGAACAAGCGAGGGAGAGGGAGGAGAGGGCAAGGGAACGAGAACGGGAAGAGAGGUUGAGAGAAAGGGAGCGGCAGCUGGAGAAGGAAAGACAAGAGCGGGAAUUAGAGAUGGAGAGGGCGAGGCUGAGGGAGAUUCAGCGAGAGAGGGAACGAGAGGAGAGGGUGCGACAGUGGGAAAGGGAAAGAGAGAGGGAGCUCGAGCUGGAGAGAGAAAAAGAGAUGGAGAGGGCCAGAGAGAAGGAACGACUGAAAAAAGAAAGAGAGAAAGAGCUUGAGAGAGAAAGACUAAAGGAAAGGGAAGAAGCUGCCCAUCUCACAUCACAUCAGGAGUUUUAUGGCAAUUCCGGCAUCAAAGAAAAUCAUCAGGACUUCCAGCACAAGGACAACUUCCACAGCUUCCAGGCCAAGCCUCAGGCGUUCUCCCAGAAUCAAGUCCCACGCUCAGCUUUUUAUCCAGUCAUGUCCCAGCACCUGGAAAACCAGCAACCUCUGUACCAGGGAUACACAGCAAGAAGCUACACACCUACAGAGACGUAUCCCACCCGGCAACAGGAAACGACCAAGCUCAACAGGAAGUACAGCCUGACUGAGAGGGACUACCCGAGCUGGAGACGGGAGUCCAGACCUCCAGAGAGCCUCAACCAGUACCACCAGAGUCGAUGGGGCCCCAGACAACUCGACAGCAGCAGCGACCGCAACGGAUACGCAUACGCCCCCCCGCCUGCUCCUCUCGGGCUGCGAGGACGAGCCAUGUCCGAAAACGACCUCCGCUUCGACAGCAGCCACCGCUGGUCGCCGUCGAUCUCUGUGGCGACCAGUCAGACCCUGAGCGAGGUGGAGGAAGGAGCGGGCGGCGUGAGGCGGGGGGAAGCAGCGAGCAGUGCCAGGCAAAACAGGAGGAAGACGCCGCCUCCCCCGAGGCCGCCGCCCCCAAAGUGGGAGCAGUUCCACCGCAGGCGUGCGUCUCACCACACCCUGUUCUCCUCCUCUUCUUCAUCCACUGCUCCUUAUUCCUCCGCUCCCUCCUUCAGCGACACAGAAACGUCCAGGCAGAGGUCCUACAGUCUUCCUCCAGAGAGGCAGGAGGUGACGGAGGGCUGCCCUCGCUGCAGCUGCAACCAAACCCAAACCCAGGACCACGCCUUCCCCCACCCACCGUCCAAUCAGAGCCCGGCUCAGUUUCAGGAGCGGCCCUUUGCUGUCGCUCCGCCCAGUCCUAUGUUCUCCAGACGGGCCUUCAGACCAGUGGCCCCGCCCCAGAGAGAGAGGGAGGGGAGCCUGAGGAGCUCGUACGGAGGACAGCAGGAGAGGGUGGAGGUUGUUUCCUCUCUACCUCCACCUCCACCUCCAACAGACACUAACAUGAGCAGUUUGUCUGAGAUGUACGUCAGCCACGGUCCAGACCAGGACAGAGUCACUGUGAAACCUCACAAACAGCAGCACAACGUGAGACCUGGAGCCGAGUGGGACAGGUCCUCAUCUCCCAGAGUUCACAGCGAAACAGCGCUUCCUCCUCCUGAUGUGGAGAACGGAGGCGUUGGUGGGGUUUUACCUCCCGAGUCCUACUUCGCUAUAGACUACGAGCAGCAGCUGCGCAUGAACAGAGGCUACCAGAUUGAAGAGCAGCAGAAGAUCCCAGAACCGGGAACUGAAUCUGAGACCACCCUCAGCCCGAGUCCGGCGCACAGCCUGGAGGCCGACCUGGACGUCCCCAUGGAGACCGACAUCGACGACUUCCAGGAGGAGGAGCUCCCGGCGGAGGUCGAGCCGAUCACCAGCGAGCUCCCGUGCUUCGCGCUGCCCGUGACGGUCCUGGAGACGGACAUCGACACGCUGCCGGACUCCGAGGCGUCGCCGCCGGGCAGGAUGAGGGCGGAGAGCGGAUCCCUGGAGGAGGAGCUGGAGACCGGCGAGAGCAGCAGAGAGAGGCUGAGCCUGGAGGAGCUGUUCCCACACGGCAGCGAAGGAGAGUCGGGCACGGAGAGCUGGAGAGGAGCCUACCAGACCACGGAGCACAACACCGACAGCUUGGAUAGGCGGUCCGGUGCGAGCUCCAGCUGUUCGUCCUAUUACAGCACGUCGGCGGCCAAGGCUCAGCUCCUGUCGCAGAUGAAGGACUUCACCGAUAACAGAGACAGAUACGAGGACGACGAGCUGACGUACAAGAAACAGCUGAUGGAGAGCCUCCGCAAGAAGCUGGGAGUGCUGAGAGAAGCUCAGAGGGGGCUGCAGGACGACAUCCGAGCCAACGCACAGCUGGGAGAGGAGGUGGAGAACAUGGUGGUGUCGGUGUGUAAGCCCAACGAGGUGGACAAGUUCCGCAUGUUCAUCGGCGACCUGGACAAGGUGGUCAGCCUCCUGCUGUCUCUGUCCGGGAGGCUGCUGAGGGUGGAGACCACGCUGGAUACACUGGACCCCGAGACGGAGCACCACGAGAGGCUCCCCCUGCUGGAGAAGAAGCGUCAGCUCAUGAGGCAGCUGUCCGAGGCCCAGGACCUGAAGGACCACGUCGACCGCAGAGAGCAGGCCGUCAGCCGGGUGCUGGCCCGCUGCCUGUCCCCCGAACAGCACAGAGACUACAGUCACUUUGUGAAGAUGAAGGCUGCUCUGCUGGUGGAGCAGAGGCAGCUGGAGGACAAGAUCCGGCUGGGAGAGGAGCAGCUGAGGGGGCUGAGGGAGAGUCUGGGGCUGCUGGGACUGGGAAUGGGCAUGGGAAUGGGCAUGGGAAUGUCGAUGGGAUAUGGACAUUACUGAAAAGAAGAAGAACAUAUAUAUGAAGAAAUGAAGAAGAAGAGGAAGGAGAGGGGCUGUAGUCCCUUGAAACCAAACUGAACUGAGUCCAGUUUGAAAUUAAAACGAGAAUAAAAAGUUUGAUGUGAGUUUCUUAAAGGAACAGUUUGACAUUUGCAUUCUCACUGAGAGCUAGCAGCUGAUUAGCUUAGCUUAGCUUAGCUUAGUUUAGCGGAAAGCAUUGAAACAGCUAGCCUGGCUCAGUCCAAAAAUGUUCAACAUGUUAUUUCUCAUUUAUGUGCCGGGAUAUUCAUCGUCCAGGUGCAGUGACAUCCUGGGGUCUUUAUGCUAGGCUAAGCUAAGCUAAGCUAACCGUCUCCUAGCUGUAGCUGUAGCAAACUGUUCCUUUGAGGAUUAGCAGAGAUAGAUGCAGAAGUUUCAGCACCAAACCGAGAUUCAAAAGACACCUAAAGAGGCGUAAAUUCAAGAAUUCAGAAAGAGGAAAGACUGGACAGAACACUAAGAAGAAGAAGAAAGUUGGAUCCACAGAAGCGUGUGCAGUUCACUCUCAGCAAAACAUGUUGUCUUCAUUAACUCGAGGCUUCAGAAAUCAGACAAAUCUUCGAAUACGACAGAAACAAAUCAACAACUUCUCUCCAGAGCUGUGAUUUUGGAGCUGAGAGCACGUUGACAGAUGGAAAAGGUGACGAUCGGAUUUCUCAGAUCCUUGUUUGUGAGUAAAACAGCUGACGAAGACGAUUCCCCCCAAAUUUCCACCAAAAUAACAAGACACUACACUUCACCCUUUGCUUCACGUUUUGUGCCUGAAACACGUACUGUAAACCCGACUUUAGUCUAAACGUUAUCGCACGACGUUGCCAAAGACAUUUUCGCUUGAUGAAUGUGUCACUGAGACGCUGCUUAUUAUUAUUUUUAUUUUUUCUUUUGUAUUUAAAUCUCCCGGUUCAGAGAAUCGAAGGAGAAUUUUUGUUGGUGCUUCACACUAAGAAACUGUGUUUCCGUUAACAACACUAAAGUCAAUGUUGUGACGUUUGCAGCCUUAUUAACUGCCACUGGGAAGUUAGCUAAACCUGCGUUCACAAACACAUAUACUGUAUUAUCCAGCAUAGUAUCAUCAUAUCACCUUGUACUCCUCAUUACUGUAACGUCUACGGCUGUAACAUGUUUUACUGUGUGGAGUUUGACACUCUGCCGACUCAUUAUUUUGUCACGUCAUGAUUGUUAUGUACAGAAGACACUUGUGUUUAUAAUGUAUACGAUGUGUAUAUAGUGAUUUUUUUUUUUAAUGACUGGAAUUGGUUGUAAAAGAUGAACGUAAAGACCGAGGAAAGUUUACUGUAUAUUUAGGAUGAAUCCUGAGGAGAAGCUGGUUUUUGUUGUUGAGCUUGUUCGUUUUUUAGCUGCCAUUUUUUUUGCCCCAAAUCCAGUUAACUAAUUACUAGAGACUGGUGUUAAAGAAAAUAUUGGAAAAUAUUCUCAUUUGCUUUCUUCCUGAGAGUUAGAUAAGAAGCUACAAUCCAGCAGCUAGUUAGCUUAGCUUAGCAUAAAGACUGGAAGCAGGGGGAAACAGCUAGCCUGGUUCUGUUUAAAGUAACAAAAUCUGCCUAUCUUCCUCUAAAGCUCACUGAUAAUGUGAUAUUUCUUGUCAGGGCUGUGAGUAAUGAUUAUUUUCAGUAUCAGUUAAUCUCCUGAUUAUUUUCCCAGUAUAAUCUAUGUGUCGUUUGGUCUAUAAAAUAUCAGAAAACAGUGAAAAAGCACAAGGUGACAUCGUUAAAUCUUCUUAAAAAGGUCUUGUUUUGUUUGACCAACAGUUUAAAGGUGAGAAAUAUUCAAAUUACCAAAAUGUAAGACAAAGAAAAGUUGAAAAUUCUCACAGUUGAGGACACAGAACUGUAAAAUUUUUGCUUGAAAAUAAUCAAUUAUUUUUUAAAAAGUUGGCAAUUAAGUAAGGUUAGGUUAAUAAUUGUUGCAUCUCUGUCUCGCUUGUUUAAUCCCUACAGAACCAGGCUAGCAGUUUCCCUCUGUCUCCAGUCUUUAUGCUAAGCUAAGCUAAAUUUCUGCUGACUUCAAAGUGACAAACUCUAAAUUUAAAACUUGAGCAAAAUAGUUUUUGUUGUAGUUCAAAAUGACAGAAACGAAAAAGAACUCAAUCUGUUUUUCCCCGACUUGUGAAUCGUUGACUUUCCUGAAACACAGAGUUUAAACUCAAAGGCAGAUUCAGGUUAAUUAUUCACCGUCAGAUAACUCCUAUCUGCCUCCUGCUCCUCCAUGUCUCGUGAUUUGUGAUCUUGCCAAAGUCUCCCGAGCUUUAACCGACAUCCUAAACCCCGGACAGGUCGUCUUCUUUUUUUUUAACCACAAAAAAACACAGCAGCUCAACAAGAUGGAGGAGGAAAUGUGUAUAUUUUGGCUGUUGAAAGUUGAACAGACUGAAGUUAAGUAAAAACACAGACACUUAUCGUUAUCACUUCCCUUUUCAUCACUGGUUUAACUUCUGUUUAUUAAAAGUUGGUUUUACACUCAGUUUUUGUUCAUUUCCUGCUGUUCUAAAACCAAACAACCCAGACAUCCAUGUAUACUUGUUAAUUUUUGUUUUGUUCUGUACAUAUUACGUGUAUUCUUGUAUUAUAACGGCCAUUUUCUAAACCAACUGGAAACUUUUAUUGACUUGACGAGAGAGAAGAAGUUGUUUGUUGGACCAGGAAGAGAGUUUGUCUCUGUUGUUGAUGUUUUCCUGUGUAAUUUUGGUUUAUUACAAACUUUUUUUUUUUCAAAAUGCGUUUUGUUUUGUAACUGCAAAAACACUCGUGAGGAAAAAGUACCAUAAAUAAUAAUAAUAGUAUUUUAAACUA